This is a messenger RNA of Diaporthe citri, 486 nucleotides long. RefSeq lists its product as uncharacterized. NCBI's taxonomy places the organism in Eukaryota, Fungi, Ascomycota, Sordariomycetes, Diaporthales, Diaporthaceae. Gene Ontology annotation, molecular function: iron ion binding; monooxygenase activity; heme binding. The transcript has 4 exons. The coding region runs from base 1 to 486 and encodes 161 amino acids. The record is from RefSeq and is a predicted model, not a curated record.
AUGCAGCUGAUGAUGGAACAAAAGAUCAGCGACCCCAUAAUUACCCUGUCUAUUAUCGGCGGAAUUCUCGCCGGUGUCUUUAACACGAGCAUCAACGCUGCGUGGAACUUAUGCUACCUGACUCAGAGCCCAAUCUGGAUGGAGAAGCUGAGGGCGGAAGUCGAUGCAGCUAUUGAGAAUCAUAGGCUGCAGUCAGAUGAGAGCGUUGUUGAUAUCCUGCACCAAUUCACGCUUGAAGACUGGGAAAAAGAGUUUCCGCUCCUUGAACUGGCUAUGAAGGAAACUAUGCGGUUUACCAUGUCCGGAACAAUCGUGAGAAAGAAUGUCGGUGGAAAGAAGGUUCCAGUCGGGGAUACUGGAUCAUUCAUCCCUCCGGAUGGCCUCGCAGUCUACGCUGCUCAGGAUGUCCAUAUGGAUCCGAAUAUUUACAAAGACCCUCAUGAAUGGGACCCAAGCAGACACGACAAGGCCAGGGCUGAAGUAUGA